AUGAACCCAAGCGGUCAAGGAGAGUUGCCAGCCGGCGCCUCGGCCAUUCAAGAGAACAUCGAGGAAAAGCAGAGAGCAGAGCUAGGUAUUGUGACUGACCGGGAGAAGGACGUGAAGCCGCCUGAGAACGAUCCAUCAACGCCAACACAUACCUCUCCUGGGUCCCCCACGUCUCUCGACUCGCCAGCUUCUUCCACCUCCAAUGCAGAAACACCUCCAGACCUCAAGAAGUAUGAUUCCAAGAUUGUUCAAGUACGAGACGUGCCUGAGGGAGACGCUGCUCUUGCGCACUUGCCGGAGGAUGAGCAAGAGGUAUUGAGGAAACAAUUAGCGACGCCCCCUGUUCAGGUAACGUACAAGAGUCUGUAUCGAUAUGCCACUACAUGGGACAUUGUCUUUAUUGUUAUCGCUGCGCUCGGCGCCAUCGGGGGCGGAGCCGUCAUGCCACUGAUGACCGUUAUUUUCGGAAACCUCAGCGGUUCCUUUCAGGGACUUGUCCUGGGCAACCUUGAAGAAGAUUUCGACUCUAUACUCGUCCGCUAUGUGCUAUACUUUAUCUACCUUGCCAUUGGGGAAUUCUGUCUCAUUUACGUCUCCACCGUUUUAUUCAUCUAUACUGGCGAGCACAUCACGGCCAAGGUCCGCGAACAGUACCUCAGGGCAAUCCUUCGACAGAAUAUCGGCUUCUUCGAUAAAAUCGGGGCCGGAGAGGUGACAACGCGCAUCACUGCCGACACCAAUCUUGUCCAAGAGGCUAUCAGCGAGAAGGUUGGCUUGACACUCACAGGCGUCGCCGCUUUCUUUGCCGCGUUUGUCAUUGGCUUCGUUAAAUUCUGGAAACUUACCUUGAUAUGUAUGUCUUCGGUGGUUACCAUUGUGGUCGUCAUGGGCACCGGUGGUCGCUUCAUGGCUGGCUGGAACAAGAAAUCUCUCGAAUCCUACGCCGUUGGUGGAUCCGUCGCCGAAGAAGUGCUGGCUUCCAUCCGCAACGCCGCUUCAUUCAAUACUCAGGAUAAGCUGGCCAAAAGAUACGAUGUUUAUCUGCAGGAUGCCCGACGCUGGGGAGUUCGCAGCAAGAGCGCUCUAGCCUGUAUGAUUGGAUCUCUGCUCUGCAUUAUCUUCUUGAAUUAUGGCCUGGCCUUCUGGAUGGGUUCACGAUUUCUCGUGUCUGGUGAAACCACCCUUGCCCAUAUCCUUACGAUCAUUCUGGCCGUUAUGAUUGGUGCGUUCUCAUUCGGCAAUGUAGGGCCAAAUAUUCAACACUUUGCCGCCGGCGUGGCGGCUGCUGCAAAGAUAUACGGCACUAUCGACAGAGCCUCCCCCAUAGACCCAUUGUCGGACGAUGGUGAAAAGCUAGAAAAGGUUGAGGGCACCGUCGAGCUUCGAAACAUCAAACACAUCUACCCAUCUCGUGCUGAAGUGGUGGUCAUGGAUGAUGUGAACCUCGUCAUCCCGGCGGGCAAGGUCACUGCUUUAGUGGGCGCUUCCGGAAGUGGAAAAUCCACAAUUGUUGGCCUGGUCGAACGGUUUUACGACCCUGUAGGUGGCAAGGUUUUCCUUGAUGGACACGAUAUCAGUACAUUGAAUUUGCACUGGCUUCGUCAGCAAAUUGCUCUGGUGCAGCAAGAACCAAUCCUGUUCAGCCAAACCAUCCGAGAAAACAUCAGAAAUGGCCUUAUCGGAUCACCUUACGAGAAUGAGCCUGAGGAGCAACAAACACAGCGUAUCCUCGAGGCUUCUCGGAAAGCAAAUGCUCACGAUUUCAUCUCCUCGCUCCCAGACGGAUAUGAGACUCAUGUCGGCGAGCGGGGGUUCUUGCUGUCCGGUGGUCAGAAGCAACGUGUCGCAAUCGCAAGAGCCAUUGUCAGCGAUCCAAAAAUUCUUCUUCUGGAUGAGGCAACGUCGGCCCUGGACACUAAAUCCGAAGGAGUAGUGCAACAAGCCUUGGAAGAAGCAGCCAAAGGCCGUACCACGAUCGUAAUUGCGCAUCGCUUGUCGACCAUCAAAACUGCAGACAAUAUUGUCGUAAUGCAGGCUGGACGCAUCAUUGAGCAAGGCACCCAUGAUCAGCUGCUGGAACUGAAAAAGGCCUACUAUAACCUAGUCUCUGCCCAGCGCAUUGGAGGAGACGAUGAAGAUCAAUCCGAGAACGAAAAAGGAACAGAUAUGAGUGACGACGAGCUGCUUCGUGUUCAAACUUCGAGGUCUGGUGGAGACCCGAUGAUUGAUCCUGAAGACGAGAAGCUUGCACUCGGAAGGACAAGAAGCCAGAAGUCGAUUUCCUCAAAGCUACUCGCAGACAGAUCGUCUGGAGGUGAGCCGGUCUACUCGCUCUGGACGAUCAUAAAAUUCAUCGGGGGCUUCAAUGCUUCGGAGUGGCUGAUCAUGUGCGUUGGUUUUGUCUUCACCAUAAUUGCUGGAGCUGCACAGCCUGUCCAGGGUAUUUUCUUUGCCAAGUCAAUUGUCUCCUUGUCCCACCCAUUGACCGAGCGUCAUCAAAUCCGCUCGGAUAUCAAUUUUUGGUCCUUGAUGUACUUGAUGUUGGCUUUCGUUGACCUCCUGGCGAUGGUCAUUCAAGGCAUUGCCUUCGCAUAUUGCAGCGAAAGCUUGAUCCAGCGAGCAAGAGACGGUGCUUUCCGCAGAUUCCUCCGCCAAGACAUUGCAUUCUUUGACGAGGAUCAGAAUUCGACGGGUGCUUUGACGUCGUUCCUUUCGACUGAAACGACGCAUAUCUCGUCAAUCUCGGGAGCGACAUUAGGCACUCUGCUCAGCUGCACUACAACCCUGGUCGUUGCUAUAGCCAUUUCUCUGGCCAUUGGAUGGAAGCUAGCGCUUGUCUGUAUGACUGCUCUUCCCGUUAUCCUUGGGACAGGCUUCUUCCGGUUCUGGACCCUGGCCAAAUUCAGCGCAACCGCUCAGAAGGCUUAUGAGAAAUCCGCGGGAUAUGCUUGUGAACACACCAAUGCCAUUCGCACGGUGGCUUCAUUGACUACGGAACGCGAGGUCUACCACGAGUACAAGAAACAGCUUCGACUUCAGCUUCGUGCAUCCCUCAAGUCGAAUCUACGGAACUCAUCUCUGUAUGCAGCCUCCCAGUCAGCAAUGUUCCUUGCGUUCGCCUUGGGUUUCUGGUACGGAGGAAAACUGCUGGUUCGGGGUGAAUAUUCGUUGUUUCAAUUCUUCAUUGUCUUCUCCGAAAUCAUCUUCGGUGCUCAGUCAGCCGGCACUGUCUUUUCGUUCGCGGGAGACAUGUCAAAAGCCAAGAAUGCCGCUGCGGCUCUCAAGAAACUGUACGAUCGCCAGCCAAGCAUUGAUCCGUGGUCCCCAGAUGGCGAGAGGAUUGCGGACGUCGAGGGCACGGUUGAAUUUAGAGAUGUACACUUCCGAUAUCCCACGAGACCUGAUGUACCCGUCCUUCGUGGUCUUAACUUGACUGUGAAACCUGGACAGUACAUUGCCCUUGUUGGACCUUCUGGUUGUGGCAAGUCCACUACGAUCGCGCUCAUGGAGCGGUUUUACGACCCCCUAUCAGGUGGAGUGUACGUCGAUGGAAAGGAGAUUUCGUCGCUUAACCUUACCGACUACCGAUCGCAUCUGGCUUUGGUGUCACAAGAGCCUACCCUAUACCAAGGAACGAUCAAAGAGAACAUUUUGCUGGGCGCAGACAGAGGCGAAGUCAGUGAUGAGGUAAUCAUCCAGGCUUGUAAAGACGCCAACAUCUAUGACUUUAUCAUGUCUUUGCCCGAUGGCUUUGCCACAGAUGUUGGCAGCAAGGCUGCUCUUCUCUCGGGUGGCCAGAAGCAGCGAAUUGCGAUUGCCCGAGCUCUGAUGCGUGAUCCGAAGAUCCUCCUCCUGGAUGAGGCGACGUCGGCCCUUGAUUCUGAAUCGGAGAAAGUCGUACAGGCCGCCCUCGAUGCGGCCGCAAAGGGAAGAACAACGAUUGCUGUGGCUCACAGACUUAGCACCAUUCAAAAAGCCGACAUUAUUUACGUGUUUGAUAAAGGCGUUGUUGCAGAAAAAGGAACACACCAUGAGCUUAUGGCACUGAAGGGCAGGUAUCGAGAAUUGGUCAGCCUUCAAAGCCUGGAGAAACAGCGGUGA
Molecule: messenger RNA, 4101 nt
Organism: Exophiala spinifera
Lineage: Eukaryota; Fungi; Ascomycota; Eurotiomycetes; Chaetothyriales; Herpotrichiellaceae
Exons: 3
Coding region: 1-4101 (1366 amino acids)
Biological process (GO): transmembrane transport
Cellular component (GO): membrane
Molecular function (GO): ATP binding; ABC-type transporter activity; ATP hydrolysis activity
Source: RefSeq, a predicted model, not a curated record